Eruca vesicaria subsp. sativa (arugula) is the source of this 1937-nucleotide messenger RNA. The record is from the annotation of a GenBank genome assembly. NCBI's taxonomy places the organism in Eukaryota, Viridiplantae, Streptophyta, Magnoliopsida, Brassicales, Brassicaceae.
UCUUUCUUCAUUCUCUCUUGUAAGUUUUAGAAUCUGAAUCUCUUUGAUUCUAUUUUCUUAUGUUGUUUCUCUGAUAGUUGUCUCGGUGUUUGUAUAUGAAACCUACGUUUGAUUCUUGUUUUUACUUAGACUUCGUUGUGGGGACAAAACACAAAUCCCCUCUACUCAAUAUCUUUCGACUCGAUUUGAUUCGACUUUCCUCAUCUGAUAGUGACUGGUUUGAUGUCGUAUUGCGAUUGAUAUGCUAAAUCGAACAUAUAUUAACUGCAAAAUUAAAAUCAAAUAGUUUAAUAAAAAUUCAAGCGAGUGAGUAACUUUUGUGAUUUGUUGAAAAGUUUGUAACAUCUAGACCUUAAAUCGUUGUUCAAGUCUAAAUCAAGACUUGUUUAGUGAUUUAAUUACAAAAUAUUACUCAUUAGUCCUCUUGUGUUUUGGAGCAUCGAGUGAAGAUCUAAUAUAAGCUUCCAAGCUUGCAUCUUCUCAUUACGCUCCAUAAAUUAAAAAUUUCUCAUCAGUUUUGCAUAUUGGAACAGAUUUUAUUUUGGUUCUUGUUUCCACUUGCUACUUGUGAUGCACAUCUAUCAAUCUUAUGUUUCAAUUUAUAUUAACUCAUUAGUCAUAUGUGUUUUUGGAGCAUCGAGUGAAGAGCUAAUAUAAGCUUUCAAGCUUGCAUCUUCUCAUUACGCUCCAUAAAUGAAAACUUUCUCAUUAGUUUUGCAUAUUGGAACAGCUUUUAUUUUGGUUCUUGUUUCCACUUGCUACUUGUGAUGCACAUCUAUCAAUCUUAUGUUUUAACUUAUAUUACUCAUUAGUCAUAUGUGUUUUUGGAGCAUCGAGUGAAGAGCUAAUAUAAGCUUUCAAGCUUGCAUCUUCUCAUUACGCUCCAUACAUUAAAACUUUCUCAUCAGUUUUGCAUAUUGGAACAGAUUCUCUUUUGGUUCUUGUGCCCAUUUGCUACUUGUGAUGCACAUCAAUCAAUUUUACUUAUUAACUUGUUUUCAUCGUUAUAGAGCUUAUUAUCUAUUAUUUUUGUAACGAUGAUUUAAGUUUCUAACACAUAGGACUUCUUAUUUGCAGACACAGGUGUAUUUAAAAAAUGGCAACCGUUCAAGUUUCUUCCACUAGCAUGACCACCACCAAGGCGGUUCUUAGAAGCCAAUCCACCAACAAGCUCAUCACCAACAAAGUCUCUGUUGGAUCUGUCAAUAAAGUCUCGAGAUCCUUUGGCUUGAAAUGUUCAUCCAACUCUGGUGCCACCAUGUCAGCUGUAUACAAGGUCAAGCUCAUCGGACCCGAUGGUCAAGAAAACGAGUUCGAGGUCCCAGACGACCAGUACAUAUUGGAUGCAGCUGAAGAAGCUGGAGUUGACUUGCCUUACUCUUGCAGAGCCGGUGCGUGUUCCACCUGCGCUGGUCAGAUCAAGAAUGGCCAAGUUGACCAGGGUGAUGGUUCGUUUCUUGAGGAACAUCAUUUGGAGAAAGGUUAUGUCUUGACUUGUGUGGCUUACCCGCAGUCUGACUGUGUGAUUCAUACCCACAAGGAAGAGGAACUCUUCUAAGUCUGGUCUCUAUGUGGUGGUAAUGAUGCAGAUUGUUAUUUUGAGUUAUUAUUAUCAGUUUUAAAGGUGUGCUUUUGUAUGAAAACGUCUCAUGAUAUGCCUUUAUCGUCAACGGGUUGCCACUGGUUAAUAAAAGGGUUUAAGUAACCAAUCUUUCUGGUUUCUAUUGGUUUAUGUGUUGUUCAUCAUCUAUUUUCUCACAAGAAUAUUUUGGUAUUCAAUCUGGGCGAAUUUAAACUAAGUCGGGUUUUGCCCAAAAAAAAAAAAAAAACUAAGUCGGGUCAUUUUUCUUUUAUAACCGGACUGAAAGUUGAACAGGUAAAUUAUCAACAUCUCAUAUCAUUUCAGUUGAUGAGAAUUUUCACAAAACCGAACUCGG